CUUUGUGCUAUCACAGCAGCAGCAGAUGAAUCAUUCUGACUCGCCCAGAUCUUUUUAUCAUGUCGACAAAGGCGAAACACGCGUUACAACGUGGUACCGGACCAUGCCGCGUAUGGUUCCUUUGUUUUCCUCGACAAAACUUGUCAAUGGAAUCGGCGCAGUCCUUUGCAGCCAUAGCUUCUCUCCGCAAUCAAUUUGCACGAACACAACCUGUCGAUCGAACUGGCAACAGUGAUAUUGGGAUAAGGCCUUCACUAUCAUUUCGGAAAGAUGACCCACCACCGCUCAAACAACUCAACGUUUCUCUCCACUAUACGCAGCUUUUUGUCGCCCAAAUCGAGCAUGGCAACCCUCACAGCUGCUGAGAGGGACUCAAUGAUGAAUACAUAUGCAGAACACGACGAUUCGUCUGAAGAGUACAAUCGGCACAACUACAAGUUGCGGAUGCCAACGUUACCUUCUCCCAAUAUAAACAAGGCUUUGCCCCCUCUUCCGGAAGAGUCAAUCAAACGCUCACAAACGCAAAUCCGUGGUCAACCUCCGAGAACGAGAAUGCGAACCUUGUCUCAUCGUGAUCGUAUCCAAACUCAGACGGGUGCACGACCAAGGACAAUAUCGCGCCGUGGCCUUGACCAGGUUCAAUCAGUGUACCAUGUUCAGAAUCUGCGUUUAGGAAAGGAUUUUUACGUCAACAUCUUCCGCUUUCUAGAUAAACCCGAUCUCGUCGCAGUAGCAGGGACAUGCAAAACACUACGGGAGGCUGCCUAUCAAGUAUUGUAUGAGACUGUGACACUUGCUCCUCGCAAGCUACCGUCGUCGUCAGAAGUCAUUAAUCAAAGCCGCAGACAAUUGCCUGCGUCAUUUCACAACCUCCUUUCCACCAUGCAGACAAAUGAUAAUGCGCGGGCUCAGGUCAGGCAUCUGUCUAUUUAUUGGGGGAUAGAGGUGCCACAGAGCGCUUAUGACUGGCUGAAGCAACUCGGGACACCUCUCGUUUCCCUUGAUGUUCGGAUCGCUUCUGGAGCCGACGAUGAACACCUCAUGAACACCAUCCUUCGCUGUCCAGCGUUGAGGCUACUUCAUUCUUUCACUCAUACAGGUGAUCCGAUUUUAUUCCGGAACGUAGAACGCCUUUCUUUCCUUCUAUCCUCAACUCCAAGGCUAAAGCGUCUCGCUGUUACUCUGCCGAAUCAACUUGGUCAGCUCGAAACAAUAUCACCUUCUUUCCCUGCUUCCUCUGUGGAACAUGCGACAAUAACUUCCCCCAAAUUUGAUGCAACCCUUCGUCAGUUGCUACUUUCCUUUAGCGGGUCGGUUAAAGUGCUCGAGCUCUCCAUAGAGCAUCCUAUCUCCUCGGAAACCGAAGCACGAAACACUCUCUAUGCUUUGGGUAUUAGCCUUCGUCAGCUCGCUCUUCAUUUGGCCGUACCAGCGACCGAUUAUACGUUCCUGGACUAUGUACCUAAACAUCUUACAGGUUUACGCGGGCUUUACCUGAGCCGAGGAACGUGCACAAAGGAGCUUCUAAACAACCUCCAUCACGCGAGCGGUUUACAGUGUUUGGGUUUUGCUGGAUGCAUGCCGGACAUCAUCACAACGGACGAUCUGGUGAGGUAUUUGGGCGGCGAGAGGAAGCAUCCGAGGUUGAGGUUGUUGUUUCUUUGUCCUGCCGGCAAGAAGGAUGGAACGCCUGAUCCAUCUGUGGCGCUUCAUGAAGCAUGUAGAAAAGCAGGGGUUAGGAUGAAGAGGUGCUUGUGUAUACCUGAUGUCUUUGAUGUGGAGAAGGUGAUGGGUGGCAUGCCUCGGAGGUCGAAGCCCAUCUUCGGAACAUUAUAAUAUGGGUCGUAGACCCGGCCAAAACUCAUCUCAGGGUUUACUUUAAUACUUCUGUCCUUAUUUUGAAGAAACUCAGACUCAGACUCAACCCUGUGGCCGAGGGCUUUUGAUCAAGCUGUGGUGACUGUAAAUAUACUUAUGUAGAACCAGGAAUAAAACAUUAAUUUGCAUAAUUCCGUG
Marasmius oreades (fairy-ring Marasmius) is the source of this 2016-nucleotide messenger RNA. RefSeq lists its product as uncharacterized. The coding region runs from base 271 to 1836 and encodes 521 amino acids. NCBI's taxonomy places the organism in Eukaryota, Fungi, Basidiomycota, Agaricomycetes, Agaricales, Marasmiaceae. The record is from RefSeq and is a predicted model, not a curated record. The transcript has 3 exons.